This is a messenger RNA of Aspergillus oryzae RIB40, 2775 nucleotides long. RefSeq lists its product as uncharacterized. The record is from RefSeq and is a predicted model, not a curated record. Lineage: Eukaryota; Fungi; Ascomycota; Eurotiomycetes; Eurotiales; Aspergillaceae. The coding region runs from base 1 to 2775 and encodes 924 amino acids. The transcript is spliced from 5 exons.
AUGACCGGCUUGCAGUCCUCACCGAGAGUUCUCCACGGCAUCCCACCGGAGAUCAUGUCUAGCCUCCAAAUAGAGCUCACUAAAACGCUACGCAAUCUGGACGAUCAUAUGGGCAACCUCCUCUGCCUCGCUACCUUUGCUCGUAUCGCAUCUUCUCAGAGAGUACCUAGAGGCGAUGAGAGCGCACAGCAAGUCCCUGGCUGGUUACAGAACAUUAGGCAUUUCUUUGGUGCAAAGCGCGGCCUGAAAACGUUAGAUCUCGUUGUUCUGCGGGUAAUACUUGCUUGCUCAACGAGCUGCCAAAGUCUGAUGACCGAUCAGGCCGCGGAAAGUAUCAAACUAGGAAUUGAGAUAUGCGCGACCGUGGAGGGAAGUCAGCGAGAGUCUUGGAUACAGAGCAACUCGUCCAAGAUUGCGAAGCUUUGCGAGAAAGUCACGAGGGAUAAUAUCGAUCCUGAAGUGCAGAUGCUGGGUAUAACGUUCUUGGUUUAUCUCCUCCCAACGGCCACCUUGCCGUCUGGAUUACCUGAAGUUGCUUUGCACUGGCUCUUGUCAGAGAACAGCACACGCAUACUAGCAGCACUGCCUCAGGAAUAUAUUUCACGGUUGGCAGAGGCGAAUGUGGUAAGUCAAAACAAUGCGCCUAUAGAAAACAAUACUAAGUGCUUUAAGCUUUGUCCGGGGCAGACUGCGAUGUGUAGGAUCAUGGAUUAUGUGAUUGCCACAUUAAGCACCAGGCACUCCGCAGAUGCUGCUAAUGUGGAUACUAUCCGCGUGGCACAAUCACUUGUGAUCGGGUUACAGAAUGUGGUCUCACAGGGUUUUGGCACUACUGCAGCAGAGGCUACUUUAACCCGGCUUAAGGGAUCCAUCGAUGAGCUAAUCGAAAGCUUUCCAAGACGGCCUUACUUACCAUCAUGCCAGAACUCCACUAUAUGCUACACAUUCGUUUCAGAGUCAGAGAAUGAAUUGCUCUACGACCUAUUCUCAUUAUAUUUUCAGGCUUCGCUUUCACCAAGUCUAGAUCAAGGCGCUUCCCACUUGACCCACAUCGAUUCUUUUCGGGCGUUUAUGUUCAAAGCCAGGAAUCUGAUAUGCCACAAUACCUGUUCAUACUCCGAAAUUAAGCCUCUCAAACUUAGGGGAACAGUCUCAUUUCUGACGAUCCAUGAUGAACGUCCUAACUCAAGGAAUGACUGGAGAGCUGGAUUAUCAGAGACCCUUAUGUUAAGCGCACGCACAUCACAUGAUAGCAUGAUGCAAAAAGUUGAGGAAAUAUGCCAUGAUCUGGAACGCCGUUGUGGCAGUAUUGAGGCUCCCUUAAGGGCCGUCGAAGAAGAGCGACGCAAGAUAUCGCUCGAAGCACAGGAAGCGAAAAAACACAAUGACGAGCUGAGAUUACAGUUGCAGCAAGCAUCCAGAACAAUUGAUGAGCUUCAACAAAACAUGUCUCGUCUCGAAGUUCAUGCCGAAGCUGCAUCUGCUCGUAUUGAGGAGUUAACAGUAAGCCUUGAUGCGGCACGAGGAGAGCUAGAGGAUCAACGGCGCGACUCCCAAGAGGCCGCCAACCGGGACCGAGAAAACGCAAGAACCAGAGAGCUGGAUUUGAUUGCCUCGGUAGCAGAAAAAGAGGAGCAGCUAGAACAGUUACAGGAAGAUGCCCAUCGACAAAGGGAAGAGAGUGGCCGGCUACAGCAGAUGCUUGACGCUAGGUCGAAAGAGAGAGACGCCGCUAUUGAACAAAAUGCAAUGUUUGAGCAAGACAUGGCAAAGCUUCGUGAAUGCAUAGAGGAAUAUCGGUUACUGCUAACGGGAAAGGAUGAGGAGGUCGCUCGACUGCAGGCUGCCAAGGAAGAUAUAGAGACCUUGAUGGAAACCUUACAAAGCAAGUUAAACGAAGAGGUUUCGGAAUCCGAUAAUAUCAGAUCCGCCCUCCGUGAAGCUGAACUGAAUUUCAAAAGAGAGUUAGCUACUCUUACGGAGCAAUUCGAGGUACAAUUGUCUGCAAGUGCUGCAGAGGGCACAAAGCAAAAGGAGGAGAUCGCAACGUUACAGGCUACUAUGCAGGCUGCUGCCUCUACUGCCUGUAGGGAGCUGCAGACAAAAGAGAAGAGGAUACAGUACCUGGAAAAGAAGGUGCAACAUCUACGAGAUGAGCGAGCAGCUAAAGCACGUGAAUUUUCCGAGGCCCAGCAACAUAUCACCCGACUAAUGGCUGUGAUGGGUUGGAAACCCGACACUACAAAUACGACAACCUCAGGCAGACAAUCGCGGUCAAGAUCUUCGCUGGGACCGUCGCAAGCGGCAGUGACACAACAACAAACGCAUCCCGAGGAUGAAUGUUCGCAGCCGCAAGCCGAUAUUAUUCUUGCUCAGUCUUUUGAGACAGAUACGUCCCAGUUUGGCGGGCGUAGUCCGAAGAGAUCUAGGAUCACCGCUUUCCCUGUGGCCGAGUUACCAGCAGAGUCCCACGAGAGCACCGAAAACAAGGCGAGACAUCCAGUUUACCGUAGAGGUGGUACUAGGCAGUCGCGUGACCGAACGGUGCUAGGAGACACAGAUCAGAAUAGCCAGCCCAGUUCACAAGAAAACAACAAGUCAAUUUCUAACCGACGGGGAUCGUUCAAAGACGUCCAAUCUUACGGUGGUGCUAAUGAGAACCACCUCCAGGAUGUAAACCUGGAUAUGGAUCUGGAAUUUUCGAAGGAUUUUCUUUUCACCAGCACUUCUCUUUCCCAGGCAACUGAUGAGCACAACCCUCAGCCCGAGAUCUGA